This is a messenger RNA of Tachysurus vachellii, 882 nucleotides long. RefSeq names its product apolipoprotein Da, duplicate 1 (gene apoda.1). The transcript is spliced from 5 exons. Gene Ontology annotation, molecular function: lipid binding. Lineage: Eukaryota; Metazoa; Chordata; Actinopteri; Siluriformes; Bagridae. The record is from RefSeq and is a predicted model, not a curated record. The coding region runs from base 98 to 664 and encodes 188 amino acids. Gene Ontology annotation, biological process: brain development; lipid transport; tissue regeneration.
CACAGACAGAAAGAGACAGAGAGAGAGAGAAACAGACACAGACAGAAAGAGACAGAGAGAGAGACAGAGAGACUCCUACAGAGGCGCUGCAGGUGAGAUGGAGGUACAGGUGUGUUUUGUGCUCUCAUUGGUUACUGUGUUGUUUGUGGUGGAGGCUCAGGUUCCUCACUGGGGCUCGUGUCCUGAACCCAGCACUCAGCCUGCCUUCAACCUCAAACAGUUUAUGGGUCGCUGGUUCGAGGUGGCUAAGCUCCCGGCACAGUUUGAGAAGGGCAGAUGCAUUGAGACGAACUUCACACUGAUGACCGACACGUCGGCUCGUGUACAGAGCUCCGAGAUCCUAAAAGGAGAAGUGAGAAGGAUCGAAGGAACAGCUGUUAUUGAAGACCAGAAGAACCCAGCAAAACUGAGCAUCAGCUUUUCAUACAUUCUUCCCUACACUCCGUACUGGAUCCUCUACACUGAUUACGUCCACUCAGCCGUGGUGUACUCCUGCACAGACAUUCUCAGGAUCUUCCACGUGGACUUUGCAUGGAUAUUGGGACGCAGCCGCACUCUGCCUGAGUCCACCAUCCAGUGCGCUAAAGAGAUCUUCAUGAAGAACUGCAUCGAUGUGAGCCGCAUGAUGGCCAGCUCACAGUCAGACUGCUACAGAACCACAUAGAACCGGGUGUGUUUCAGUCCACUGUAGUGCUCCAUCACUCAAUAUAAUCACUAGAGCACUUUGGUUCACUAUGUAAUGAUUUUACAUCCACACUGAGUGAGUCACGUCCUCAUCCUCACAUACUGACUGUGUGUGUGUUAUAAUUAAUAGUCACAUGACGCCUGCACUUUCUAACUCACUGAUCAUGUAUGAAAUAUAAAACACAAUAAAUUCCUCUA